This is a messenger RNA of Owenia fusiformis, 1484 nucleotides long. The record is from the annotation of a GenBank genome assembly. Lineage: Eukaryota; Metazoa; Annelida; Polychaeta; Sabellida; Oweniidae.
CGUCAGAGUAUGGAGAAAGUUUGAACGAAUUGAAAUAAGAAAACUUUGAGCAUAUACAACUCGGAUUAAUUUUGUAAAUGAGCAUCUACUUGUAUCUAAACUAAGUGAGGAUAAAUAAUGAAUACUUAAUCUAUAUUUUAAGAAGGAUUAACACAAAUCGGAGGAACACUAUCAGCACUUGAGUUUACCACUUAAAUGUAAUAUGACGUGGAAAUGUGACCACGCGUCCAGGAAUGGCAUUGUUGGGAGGAUUUGGUGGGGCCUCCAAGAAGAAAGGUGCAUCAGGAAAGGAUAGAGGAUCUCGAGAGAUGCUUGACCGUAGACCCCUCAAGUCAUUAGUACUCCAGCCCCCACAUUACGUCAUUGACAGGAAAUACCUACAUGAAGCAUUUGUAGAAAAGGAAAUAAGAUUUGCUGGUAUUGUAGGCCACAUCCCUAUCACAUUGGACACAACUAACAGAACAGAUAUACUCAGAAUUAUAGAUAAAGCUAAGUCAGAGGGCAGGCUCCCGUGGACCACUAGCUAUCAACAUGAUGCCAUAUUUACUAUUUGCUCCAGAGAUGUAAAAAUUACUUCCAGAGAUGAGGAGGUUCUAAAGCUAAGAUUACCAAUUACUGAAAUUUCUUCAAUGUGCUAUAUAAGGGAUGAUGACACAGAUAUAAUGGGGAUGCUCUAUGGUAACCCUGAUGAUAUUGGGAGGGACAGUAGUCAAGCCUGGGGAAAGUUUGCGUUCUUUUAUUGCGACUCCAGGCGCACAGCAGAAGAGAUCUGUGCUUUAUGUAGAACUGUUUGUGAUAUAGUAUAUGAGGAGAGUCGGACCAGGGAUGUCCUAGAGGACCUUGAUAAUGCCAUCGAUCCUCAUGAAAACUCAUCAUUUUCUUCCUAUAGAACCAGUGAUCCAGUGUCAACUACUAGAGCUGCAGGAGCUGGAUUUAUUUCCCAAUCUCAUUUUGGUGAUACCUCUACAAUAUCUCACCAGAUGGCGACACCAGAGCGCAUGAGGAGCGAGAGUGAAAGCAGCCACGUAACUGAUAGUGAUCGGUUACAGCAAGAAAAUGUUAUUGAAUACACAAACUCACUAACUUUAAAUUUUACCAAUACAGAAAUAAAAAAUAUAGCUGAGACGCUUGGGAGCUAUUUGAAACAAGGCGCUCGAAUGCCUGUUCAGAUGUUCUGUGAAACCAUGAUGUCCAUAUUUGGUGAAUCCAGAAAAAAACUUUUAGCAGAUCUGGAACCAUUUGUGCCAGCUGCUGAUGAAAUGCAGUUCAAAGCUUUUUUAGACAGACAUGGCUUGGGAGGCCAUAGAACAGUGUCCUCUAGUUCCUCGAGGCACUUCAGGCGUACAUUAAGCAAUACAUCAAACUUCAGUGACAUUGUCCAAAUGGACGAGUUUGAUAGGACUUUACAUGAUAUAUCUGCCAAAAUUGAAAAACUCGAAAUGAGCGUGGAAAAAGGAAAACCACACAGACUAAGAAAAUCCUGA